GCGUUGCCCAUCCGUGAACAAGAAAAGGAUAAGGAGGAGAGUCACAUGUUUUUUUUUUUUCUUUUUUAUCCCUCCCUCCCUGUGUAUGUGUGUGUGUGUUUGUUACAGUCGAAGAGGGUCGCCUCAAGACGUAGAGGACUGCUGCCUGUCAGUUUCGACUGCCUCUCCUAACCGAACGAACCUGUUCUCCGCGCGUUCCAGUUUCGUUUUGGAUUAUUUGGCUAACGUGCUCGUUCAAAAUGCCAAACUGGAUCGACUGAAAAUAUUGUAGAGACAUUUGCGCUAAUACUCUAAAUUUGUAUGAACAUUUACGACCGGUCCACUCACAGCUGGAAUUUGGCGUGCAAAAAUGAAGAAAAGAUCCAGCGUUGUGGCCAUCAAGACGGUCACUUCACGGCCGGUUUUGUUUCUAUGGACCAUCGUUUCCAUUUUGGUAGCGUUCCUCUGUUGCUGGUCGUAUUCUCAGCCGGCUUGGACGCUGCGCUCGUCCAGCGAGAUCGGAUCGCUGGAACAGCAUCCAAUCACGUCUGCUCACAUUGGUACAGUAACAUCGGAUGUGGGCCAAACGGCCACGACAUCAGUCCGAAGAAGAUUGGAGCGGGCCGUUUCCAUUCAACUGCCGGCCGAUGAGGUGCCGUUGAUGUCCGAAGAGGACGUCAAUGCCACAGCGUCGGACAUGAUAAUGACACCCGGCCGGAGCGCAAUACCGCUCGUCCACAUCGGAUUGUUCGGCAUGUGCAUCUACACUCAACAUCAGCCGGAAAGGCGGCCCGAAAGCACCGUCACCUGUGUCGGUCAUUCGGAUUUGGAUUACGAAUGGCUCCCACCGGCUUGGCAGGUGACUCGCGUUCUCUGCGGAGGUGGUUGCUUGAUGCUACUGGCCUGCGCUGUCGGAUCCGUGGCCGUCGCUUUCGUCCGUCAUCAUCACAGACAACAGGAGCUCAUCAAAAUCACGGCCGUCGUUCAAUUAGCUGCCGCUUCGGUGAUGUUGCUGGGAUUGUGUUUCUACCCAUUCGGAUUGCGUUCGGAGAAUUUGCACCAUUUCUGCGACGAACGUUGCCAACCAGGCUGGUCAUCUCUAGUUGCAGGGUUGUCCAGUGCAGCCGCUUUCCUCUGUCCGGUUCUGGCCACCCUUGUUUCCAACCCGAUCUACGACCUCAACCCUUGGGAGGCUUAUCUCCUGCUCUGAAGCCAAACAAAAUACGUACGUCUGCUGUAUACACACACAGCAGGCGCAGUCAGCCAAACAAUCUUUAGAUAAUAGAGAAAACGAUGUGCCACUGAAAACAUUUUUUUCUUCUUCAUUUUUGUAACAUAAAUUACAACGUCAAAGGAAAAAUGAAGAGAUUUCUCUUGUAUAAAUGAAAUGUCGAUACAGUAAACGAAAAAAAAAACGGUGACGAGAGGGAAAAUCAAAGUCAAAAGUGAUGAGCAAAAAUGUGCGUGCGUGUGAGCGUGUGAUGUCGGGAAUGCAGUUAGCGUUGGUGUAGAAUGUCGCCCCGUGUUAUUUCCGUGUGUGAUGUGAUUGUCCAUCAAUCGGUGGUCUAAAAAUAGGACGGACCCAAAGAUAAAAUACAAAUACACUGAUGUCAGAUUCUUAUACAA
Daphnia carinata is the source of this 1605-nucleotide messenger RNA. RefSeq lists its product as uncharacterized. Gene Ontology annotation, cellular component: membrane. The transcript has 3 exons. The record is from RefSeq and is a predicted model, not a curated record. Bases 350 to 1189 code for a protein of 279 amino acids. NCBI's taxonomy places the organism in Eukaryota, Metazoa, Arthropoda, Branchiopoda, Diplostraca, Daphniidae.